AAAAACUGCUGUUGUCAUCAGCAAUUCUUUUCUCGUCAUUGCUCCUGAAGAACCUUACAAAAAGACAACCACAUAAAGACAAUUAAGCAUCUGUUCUUCAUCUGAGGGAUUUGACCGGAUCAAGAUGCUGCUGAUCAUUGAAGCUCUUCUUCUCAUUUCAUCUGCUCUAGGACGGGAUCACAGAGAUGACGACAAUACAUAUACACUGAAUAUGGCACCGCAAUCUGUCGAUGAUCAAUAUAAGGGCUGUAAAGAGAACAUGAAAAAGGACGUGGAGACAAAGUAUCUGAAGAAUGAACUCGAUACUUCACCCACUUUUAAUGCAGCUUGGAAAAAAGUAAAAGUCGAACCCCCAUAUGAUAUCUUGUCAAAGGAUCAUAAAAUCGCCAUUUAUGUGUACAGUGAUGCCAGUGUAUACAACGACUUCAAUUCUGACACUCGUAGUGGUAAAGAACAGUACAAAAACAAAAAAUACAAAUGGUAUUCACUUUACUUUCUGUUAACUGAUGCGAUACAGAUUCUGAAGAGCAAAACAGAACAAGAAAAUAAAUGUUAUUCAACUUGUCGUCGCACUAAAGUUAAAUUCAAUGAGAAUGCUCUGAACACAGAGGUUCGUUUCGGCUCGCUUGCAUCUUCCUCUCCUUGUCCUAAGAAAAAAAUUUUUGGAGAUGAAUCUUGUUUUGAGAUCUACACUUGUGAAGGUGCUGAUGUGUCAAAAUAUUCUAAGCUUCCUGAAGAGAAAGAGGUGCUGAUUCCUCCAUAUGAGAAGUUUAAAGUCAAGGCUGUCAAGAAAAGGAAAGAUUACAAAGAUCUCUGGUGUGAGACUGUGUUUGUGUUGAACACCACUGGAACAAUAAGUAACCUGAACUGUGCGGUUGCACAAAAGGACAAAGCCAAUCUUUAAAACUUUAUUCAUAUUAAAAGGUGCUUCUGUUAAUUAUAAGAUUUAAUAGAUUGAUUAAUUCUAAAUAAUAAUCAAGCUUUAAAAGGUUUAAGUUAAAAAAAAAAAAAGAAAAAAAAAUUGAAGCUUUGUACUGAUAAGGGCAUCAGUUUGGUAACAAAAAUGUUUUCAAAAAAUAACAAUUUUGUACAAAACAGUCAUUUGCUGUGUUUAUCAAAAUAAUUUUUAAAAUAAACUUUACCAUUUUUUACAUGUAA
Messenger RNA from Megalobrama amblycephala (Wuchang bream), 1158 nucleotides. RefSeq names its product erythroblast NAD(P)(+)--arginine ADP-ribosyltransferase-like. Lineage: Eukaryota; Metazoa; Chordata; Actinopteri; Cypriniformes; Xenocyprididae. The coding region runs from base 125 to 904 and encodes 259 amino acids. The transcript has 3 exons. Gene Ontology annotation, molecular function: NAD+ poly-ADP-ribosyltransferase activity; NAD+-protein-arginine ADP-ribosyltransferase activity. The record is from RefSeq and is a predicted model, not a curated record.